UCGCUAAAGGAUACCGCUAAGCGGCGCGAGUGGAUUCAACAGCAUAAGUCGCUGGAAGCCGAACUGAAUGCUCAUGAAGAAGUGCUGAAAGCAGUGGACGAAAUGGGGCGAAAACUCGGCGCUGGACUCGAGUCCGGAAAAGAUCGCACCGAGGUCCAGUCUCGACUCGAUGCAGUGGCCCAGCGAUGGAAGGAUGUGCGGCAGGCCGAAGCCCUCGUCAAGUUCGUGGCUUAUUUAAUUACUUAUUUAUUUAUGAUCACACUCAAGGCGUACCAUUGA
Messenger RNA from Cooperia oncophora, 279 nucleotides. Lineage: Eukaryota; Metazoa; Nematoda; Chromadorea; Rhabditida; Trichostrongylidae. The record is from the annotation of a GenBank genome assembly.